AUGCUUCUAUGGCACCUACUAUCCAUAUCAUUUUAUGAAAUAGCAGCAGAAGCCUUAAGAUGCUAUUCAUGUGCAUCAGCCGAGUAUCGAAUGCUGCUUGAUCGAAGCUCAAGUUUCGGUCGAACAGUGAGAAAUCCACCACAUUUUGAUCGUUUUUGUGAUUCGGAAGAGUCAAUCAAAGCCAUAGCUCCCAUGGAACCAUGUAUGAGUACAUGUAUCACUGUAUAUGAGCCGCAAUUCUUCGGAGGAUUACAAUCAGUCAACCGGCCUUUCCUGUUCAUUAGAGGGUGUGCUGAUCGAAUAUUCGAAUCCAUGACGAUACGUCCAAGAGAGAUUGACUUUCUACAUCAAGCACCCAUAUGUGUGUCAUUACAUAUGUCAGACAUCUAUCCACACGUGCAAGCGAAUGAAGUUGUCAAAGUGUGUUCAUGUACCGACAAUGGAUGCAACUAUCGAACAUCAGCUGUUAACACAGCAUUACACACAACCAUGCACAUAUUCAUAUUAAUAUUAUUAUUUAUUUAUUUAUAUUAA
Molecule: messenger RNA, 534 nt
Organism: Auanema sp. JU1783
Lineage: Eukaryota; Metazoa; Nematoda; Chromadorea; Rhabditida; Rhabditidae
Source: the annotation of a GenBank genome assembly